This is a messenger RNA of Oncorhynchus nerka (sockeye salmon), 2840 nucleotides long. Its product is annotated as PC3-like endoprotease variant B. Lineage: Eukaryota; Metazoa; Chordata; Actinopteri; Salmoniformes; Salmonidae. Bases 67 to 2571 code for a protein of 834 amino acids. The record is from RefSeq and is a predicted model, not a curated record. Gene Ontology annotation, molecular function: serine-type endopeptidase activity. Gene Ontology annotation, biological process: protein processing. Gene Ontology annotation, cellular component: trans-Golgi network; Golgi membrane. The transcript has 20 exons.
UGCAGCAUACGGGGAGAGACCAGUGAAGGAUCAGACUCGGACACUUUCUGCAGCAGCAGGGCCUUGAUGGACAGGGCGGUGAUUGUGCUGCUGACUGUAUGCUGCCUGCUGCAGGGGCCUCUAGCGACCACAGGGAGGCAGCCCGGCACCAAGCAACACUUCUUCUAUGCUGUGGAGAUGGACGGAGGCACCAGAGCUGCACGAGCCCUGGCCGAGCAGCACGGACUACAGUUCAUAUCACGGAUAGGCAACCUGGAGGGCCACUUCACCCUGAGAGACAGCAGGGGGCGCCCUGAGAGAGCUGCCCUGGUGAACACCCUGGCAGAAAGAACAGGGGUGAGGUGGGUCCAGAGACAACAGACUCACUACAGAGACAAGAGAGCUGUUAUCAGAGGACUGGACCCACACCACAGUUUGCAGGAGCAGCAGAGUGAGUUACCCAGCCGUCGACAGGACUCUUUGAAGACUGGAGACCAACUGAGUCCUUCCCUGACCUUCAACGACCCUCUCUGGCCCAUGCAGUGGGAACUGUUCAACCAUGGCCAAUACAGUUCCAGUCACUUUGACCUGAACGUGAUGCCAGUGUGGAGCAGGAACAUCACAGGGAAUGGAGUGGUGGUCAGCAUCAUCGACGACGGUGUGGAUCAUACAAACACGGAUCUGAAGAGAAACUUUGAGGCCUUGGCCAGUUUUGACCUGCGUGGCUCCCACGGCCUUUCCCAUGACCCCAUGCCACUCAGAGACGAGGAGAACGGUCAUGGCACCCGAUGUGCAGGGGAAGUGGCCAUGGAGGCCAACAACUCUUACUGUGGCGUGGGCAUCGCUUUCAACGCCAGGAUCGGUGGUAUCCGUCUGCUGGACGGCACGGUGACAGACUCCAUGGAGGCCACGUCUCUGACCUUCAACAACGACUUCAUCGAUGUGUACGUGUGCUGCUGGGGCCCGCGGGACGACGGACAGGAGAUGGCCGGGCCGGGGACACUCACACAGAAAGCACUGAGGCUGGGCACGCAGAAGGGGCGAGGUGGAAAAGGAAGUAUAUUUGUGUGGGCGUCUGGUAAUGGUGGGUUGGUGAACGACCACUGUGGAGCAGACGGCUAUGUCAACAGUGUCUACAGCAUUGCCAUCGGUGCGGUCACUCACAUGGGCAAGCCCGCCUUUUUCGGUGAGCCCUGCCCUGCUGUCAUGGCUGUCACUCUAACUGGAGCCAGUUUGGAAAACACACUACCCCUAGUGACAGUGUCCAAUCUAGGGGACGGUUGUGUCACCCACUUUGCGGGGACAUCCAGUGCUGCACCCAUCGCGGCCGGGAUUCUGGCUCUUGUCCUGGAGGCCAAUCCUGACUUGACAUGGAGGGAUGUGCAGCAUCUGAUCGCCAUGACGGCCAAGGUCCCCGACCCCAAAGAGCCAGGAUGGAGUGUCAACGGAGCAGGGUACCACGUCCACGAUAGGUAUGGGUUUGGGGUUCUGGAUGCAGGGCUGAUGGUGCAGCAGGCCUUACAGUUCCAGGCUGUCGCCCCUCACAGGAAGUGCACACAGGAAGUCACUCUUGACCCCAUCAGGAUCCUGCCCUCUGGAGGAGAGGUCAGUGUGAACAUCCAAUCAGCAGGCUGCUUGGGGACGGACACUGAGGUCAACACACUGGAGCAUGUGCAGGUAAAGGUGAGUCUCAGCAGUGUGUGUCGUGGUGACCUCUCCAUAGCCCUAGCGUCCCCGGCGGGCACAGUGUCUCUGCUCCUGGCCACGCGGAGCAACGAUGACUCGGCCGCCGGCCUGAGGAACUGGACCCUGAUGAGCGUCCAGUCCUGGGGGGAACACCCUCACGGCGUCUGGACACUCAAGGUGACAGACAACAAGGGGACAGUGGGCCGCUGUGUCAGGGUUAGCUCAGAGGAGGCAGCGGGGGCCAUCCUCAGUGUCACACUUCUCCUCUACGGCACCUACAACCCACACAGGAGCCUGCACGAAGAGCCCCUGCAGAGUUUUUUGUCCAUGGGGGCAUACCACCAUGUCCCUCGGGCGGGGUUGUAUGUUUGGGACAGGUACCCACCUCAGGACCUGAUCCAGAGGGCCUUUGAGCUAGAGAGAGACAGGAAGGUGGGCACUGAUGACAUCCCCGUCCCGCGCCAACGCAAGAAUUCCGAACUGGUUCAUCAUCCGGUGCAGUCCUUCAAUGUUCUGGAUCUGGAUGAUACUGACGGAGCAGACCUCCACUCCCACCUAAAGCUCAUGUGGAACACUCUCAGGGAUAAAGUGAAGACCAACUGGUUUCUCUAUAAGUCCAUUACAGGGAAUCAGUCUCCACAGUUAAGAUGGGCAGACAUUGCCCUGCAGAACUUCCUGGGGUCAGGACCAGUGGUGGGGGUAGAGCCUCCUGGGAUGAUGCAUAAACUCCGUGACAGUGUGGGCGGAGUCACCAGGUCCUCACCACCUCAAAAAAGGACACAGCUAUUGCAUGAUGUCGCCGUGGACGUCCGAGAGAUGCCCCUUACGGAUCUUCUCCGAACCAGCAGAGCAACGGCACACAGGGCAGACCGUGGGCAGGGGCAGAGCAGGGGCACCGGCCAGUGAGGGCAAGGGGCACAGUUGAAACAUCAUCUCUCAGCCCUGGUCCAACAGAGACUGUAAAGAGAACUAUGGGAUCUGUGUGUUUACAUUUGCCUAAAUGUGAGAGCGAGAGAAAGACAUUUUCUACAUUAGCCUUAAUAAAGAGGAUGAGGUUUAUGAAUAAAAAAACAUUCUCACACUCUUACACAAAACGUUUUUGUUUAGAAAAUAAAUAAUUCUGCACAAUUCUCAAUAACCACCUCCUGUUUUGACUCUUGCUGCCAAAGUUGUAA